AUGUCUGUAUUUUUGAGUUUAAUUUUAACAACGAUAUUUGGUAAAAUAUUAUUGCCACAUCGUGUGGAGCUCAUGAAUUUUGGAGCAGAAGCAAGCGAAUCACCGGAAAGAGAAUGUUGCGAUCCAAUUUAUCCACUUUUAACACCAACGGCUACGACAAUAUUAAAUCCAACAUCUUUAGCAACAACAUCCCCUGGAUUUCCCGACAAAAUUAAACUUAAAAAUCAAAACGUGGAACGAGAAAAACGAACGAGAGAAAGAAAAAAAAUUUAA
Molecule: messenger RNA, 273 nt
Organism: Pediculus humanus corporis (human body louse)
Lineage: Eukaryota; Metazoa; Arthropoda; Insecta; Psocodea; Pediculidae
Exons: 2
Coding region: 1-273 (90 amino acids)
Source: RefSeq, a predicted model, not a curated record